CGUAAAACUGGCCGGUGUUGCAUUCGUCAACAUGGCGACCGUGCUGCGCCGGUGGACGGCAGCAGUGGCGUGUAUAUUGGCCUUAGCCUUGGCAACGGACAUGCUUGCAGAAUCGUAUGUGACUGCGUCUCUGCUAGACGAUGAAAUCACCACUUCCGUUGCAUGCCACGCUCAGACCAGUGGUCACUUGGAGGUGCUGGCGGCUGGUUCGUUUGCUCAGAGCGAGUUUUUUGCCUGCUUUCGGCCACAAGACCAAGUGUUUCAGUUCUUCGAUACCAUAGCCGAGAGAACGCGGCAGGCCACAGCCAAACGUCCUGUCAUGAUCGACAAAUUCACCAUUUCCACCACUGUGUUUGGUAGUACCUUCAUGGCAAUGACGUGUACUCGCUUACACGGGUCAAAGUACAUAUUGUUUUGAUUCACUUGUAUUUUGCAUGAUGCUAGGCCGAGACAUUCCAGCGUAUAAGCUGACCACAGGUCCUCGUUCCACCAAGCAAAGCAUCUACCUUCAAAGUGGCUUGCAUGCUCGUGAGUGGAUCUCCAUCACGUCCACAGCCUUCACUUGGGCCACUCUCCUUGAUGCCGCGACGUCGACAAAUUCGUCGCUGUCUGCCUUCGCUCAGGUGCUGGACGAAUACGACUGGGUAUAUGUACCCAUCGUGAACUUGGACGGGUACAUUUACACGUGGAGUGCCGAGAGCCGCCGAUACCACCGCAAGAACAUGCAAUAUCGUUCGUAUGACCCACUGGACAAUGCCACGAAUAUGACGGCGGGAGUCGAUUUGAACCGAAAUUUUGGCCCCAUCGACGACAACGACGAAGACAGCAUCGUGUACUCUGGACCUAAUCCGUUCAGCGAACCCGAAGUGCAAGGCAUUGCAGCCUUUGUAGAAUCUUCCCAAAAGCAAGUCAACGGCUCGAGUGACUUGGCGGGGGUGCUGGACAUCCACAGCUACGGCGGGCUGAUUCUGACCCCGUUUGGCAACUCGUCGGCUGCUCCCGACCAACCGUUUGGCGCUGCGUUUUUCAAACUGGGCCAACGCGUUCAAUCGGCCCUCCGAAACGUCAGCGGCGGCAACUACACGGCCAUUCAAGCGUUCGACUUGUACUUUGCCCAAGGCAUGUUUUGCGACUUUGUGUUUGCCACGUACAAAGUGCCGGCUCUGGUCGUGGAGAUUGAAGGGGCAGACUUUCGAGUGCCGGCGUCGACAAUCCAACGACGAGGGCGGGAGAUUGCAGCAGCAGUCGUCACGUUUGCGCAGAGCUUGGGCGACUGGGCCAGCGAAACCAACACCAAAAAGUCUGGGACAAAGCAGUCUACUGCUGCACGAGUAGUCGUCGCCGGACCGUGGUGGCUGUGCGUGGUAUUUCUUUUAACAGUUAGUGGAACGAUGAUGUAGGUAGUAAGUACCACGCAAGGUGGACGAAGGGGGUACGAGUAGUCUACGUAAAUUAAAUUAGUCGGUAGUUGGCUGCGGAAGCGAAAUUUUUAACUUAUUCUUACGUUUGCAGU
Messenger RNA from Aphanomyces astaci, 1513 nucleotides. RefSeq lists its product as hypothetical. Gene Ontology annotation, molecular function: metallocarboxypeptidase activity; zinc ion binding. The record is from RefSeq and is a predicted model, not a curated record. The coding region runs from base 435 to 1400 and encodes 321 amino acids. The transcript is spliced from 3 exons. Lineage: Eukaryota; Oomycota; Saprolegniomycetes; Saprolegniales; Verrucalvaceae. Gene Ontology annotation, biological process: proteolysis.